This is a messenger RNA of Ilex paraguariensis (yerba mate), 684 nucleotides long. The record is from the annotation of a GenBank genome assembly. NCBI's taxonomy places the organism in Eukaryota, Viridiplantae, Streptophyta, Magnoliopsida, Aquifoliales, Aquifoliaceae.
AUGCAGUAUGACUCAUCUUUGAAUGCUAAUGAACCUUCUUCCAAAAUCAGCAAUGGUGAGCCUGAGAGGCCAUUGAUAGUCCAUGUUGGGCGAUUGGGAGCUGAGAAGAAUUUGGAAUUCUUUAGGAGGAUCAUGGAUAGGCUCCCAGAAGCACGAAUAGCUUUCAUUGGAGAUGGGCCAUACAGGGAAGAGCUGGAAAAUAUGUUCUCCGGCAUGCCUGCAGUAUUCACAGGGAUGUUACAUGGUGAGGAGCUUUCUCAGGCAUACGCCAGUGGAGAUGUUUUUGUUAUGCCUUCAGAGUCAGAGACACUUGGCCUUGUUGUUUUGGAGGCCAUGUCAUCGGGGCUUCCCGUGGUGGGUGUUCGUGCCGGAGGAAUUCCAGACAUCAUUCCUGAAGAUCAAGAGGGUAAAACUGGUUAUCUUUUUAAUCCCGGUGAUGCUGAUGACUGCUUAAGCAAAUUGGUGCCUCUUUUGCGUGACCAUGAACUAAGAGAAACUAUCGGCAAGGCUGCACGCGAAGAAACGGAAAAGUAUGAUUGGAGGGCUGCCACUCGAAAGAUCCGAAAUGAACAGUAUAACGCUGCCAUUUGGUUCUGGAGGAAGAAGAGAGCAGAGUUCCUGAGACCAUUUCAGUGGUUCUUUAGGCGUAUUUUUCAGGCACCACCAGCAAUUGACUACAGGUGA